AUGGCCCAUAUCGUGCAGAUCAACAAUCGCGAAGCCAUCCGCCUUCCUCUUGGUCGUCGCCAAGUACCUCCCCAACCACCUGUAACACCCGUCUUCACGGAGCAAAGCUGGUCGACGCAAAGCUGGUCAACGCAAAGCGGAGCGACGCAGCGCUGGUCGACUCGGACGCAAAGCUGGUCAACGCCCAGCAGCGACGAUGACCUACCAGCCACGCAAAGCAGCAAUGAUGACCUACUGGCCACGCAAAGCAGCAAUGGCGACUUACUAGCCACGCUUCUGCGGCUCGAUGGCCGGUCGCUGUUCACCGGAUCCACGGCCGAUCUAGAGGUGGCCUAUCUCAUUCCUCCUGACCCCAAGGAUGCGUCGGAGGUGGCCCGCGUUGAAGAGGUGUGCAAUCGCCUCAAAAUCGGGGGUAACGAUGGCGUGUUUCGACUAUACGGCCUCAUUAACGCCUUCCUUCUCGAAUCAUCCCUCCGCGUCCAUCUGAACGACCUCGCGACGUUCUGCAUCACGCUCCCGUUCGCCGAGCUUUACAGGCUCUGCGAUCAGCUCAGGCUGGACAACGAAGAGUGGGCGGAGCGGGUGAAGCAGGAUCCCGCUGCGAAGCGGAUACUCGGGAGCCACGGAGCACGCCAUUAUGCGUACGAGAUCCAGGAGCUGGCGUUCUACAGGCUGUCGCCCGCGUUCCUCCCAGACGACGCCGCCAUCGAGAUUCUGCCCGGCGAAGGGCGCACCCUCGAGCGGCCGUGCCAGGAAUCUGCGCCUGGUCCGAGCUCUGCGCCGGCGCCUGUCCUGAACCCUGCGCCUGCCCCCGUCCCGAGCCCUGCGCCUGCCCCCGUCCCGAGCCCUGCGCCUGCCCCCGUCCCGAGCCCUGCGCCUGCCCCCGUCCCGAGCCCUGCGCCUGCCCCCGUCCCCACAAAACCCUUCUUCAAAAACGAACUCAUCUGCCAGUUUCCCUAUCCCCCGUCUCAUCGGUCGAAAAAGGACAAGCUGUCGCCUCUCGCACUGCUCAUCAAUGCGCACUACAAACUGCAGACGUACCUGGCGCGGGAGCCUGCAAGACGUCGGCUGUUCCACUUGGAGCGGUACUGCAUGUGCUUGAAUCGCUUCAUGGACUCGUUGUACUUCGUGCCAUCUCCGGGACCUGAGGCUUCAUCUCCGGGACCCGAGGCUUCAUCUGUUACCCCGGUCGCCGAAAGUAAAGGACCGUCGUUGGCGGACGCUGGCGGUCGCAACAUCUCGUCCGACCGCGAUGACGCCUUCGAGACGCCGGACGAAGAUGACCUGAUCAACGGGCUUACGACCGAGGAAAUGAGCCGAGUCAUCCGGCAGGUGUCCAACCCCCGUGCUACAGAUGCAGCGAGAGCGCAAGCGGCGAUGCUGAUGUUUGGGAUGGCGGGUCCGCGUCGGGGGUCGAGGGCUGGUCCGAGCCGGGAGUCGAAUGUUGGUCCGAGUCGGGACCUGAGGGCUGAUGGUGCCCGACAGCCUGACGAUCUGUUUCGGUGGCUGUGACUCGAUGCGCAGAAC
Messenger RNA from Schizophyllum commune H4-8, 1527 nucleotides. RefSeq lists its product as uncharacterized. The coding region runs from base 1 to 1512 and encodes 503 amino acids. The transcript is spliced from 5 exons. The record is from RefSeq and is a predicted model, not a curated record. NCBI's taxonomy places the organism in Eukaryota, Fungi, Basidiomycota, Agaricomycetes, Agaricales, Schizophyllaceae.